Pectinophora gossypiella (pink bollworm) is the source of this 3064-nucleotide messenger RNA. It is a transcript of the gene Pdzd8, whose product is annotated as PDZ domain-containing protein 8. Bases 176 to 3034 code for a protein of 952 amino acids. Gene Ontology annotation, molecular function: lipid binding; protein binding. The transcript is spliced from 15 exons. NCBI's taxonomy places the organism in Eukaryota, Metazoa, Arthropoda, Insecta, Lepidoptera, Gelechiidae. The record is from RefSeq and is a predicted model, not a curated record. Gene Ontology annotation, biological process: mitochondrial calcium ion homeostasis. Gene Ontology annotation, cellular component: mitochondria-associated endoplasmic reticulum membrane contact site.
CGUCCGCCGCCGGUUACCCGGCAGGCAAGAUGACAUUAACACUCAGUUUUACUAUAUGACUUCUAAAACUACUAGUUUAUUAUAUUAGUGAAUGUUUCAUGUCAAUUGUUGUUUAGUGUUAUCGAUUAGACUUAGGUAGACGGUUGUUUAUAGGUAAAUCUAGCAGCCAUCCAACAUGCCGGACUGGUUGUGGCUCCUGGCGGCGGCCGUGUUUGGAGCCGUGGCGGCGCUGACCAUCCCCCUGGUGUUCCUGGUGCACUACAUGCGGCCCUUCGAGAAGAAGAAGCAGCCCGACCACCAGUACAGCUUGCCUGUCACGAUACCUCCUGAAAUCCUCACAGAACUGAGUCGAGGCGCAGGCAGCACCCCGGAAGGCGCUCUGAACGCGAUGCUGCAGUUCAUCUUCCAGCAAAGCACCGCCGACACCCGCUGGCUGCGACGCCGCAUGGCCACGGAACUAGCAGAGCUGCUCGCCAAGACAUCCUCUGGGAAGAUCUUCGAGUCCUUGACUCUCCGUUCCCUAGAAGUGGGCUCAGAGUUUCCGAGCAUCAAUAACUUGCGUCUUCUUAGCGGCGAGUUGGAAGACGACGGAGCAAGACUGCGGUCCUUAGACUUGAAGUUCGACUUGGCGUACGACGGCAACUUCAGAAUCGAUGUUGACGCUGUUAUGCUGCUAGGAAAGAUUGCUAACAUAUCUAUUACUGUGGAAAGCCUAAGCGGUAAUGUACGAGUAAUGUUCCGUCGUACACCUUACAUGCAUUGGGCGAUCGCGUUCGAGGCACCGCCGAAGCUGGAGCUCCGGGUACGAGGCCGCUUCCAAGGCAGACAGCUCAAGCCUAGAUUGGCUUCGUUGGUCGCCGCGCACAUACGCAGAGCCGUCGCACAAAGACAUACGCUUCCAAAUUACAAAAUACGAUACAAACCGUUCUUCCCAAAGUCAGAGCCGGGUAGCGCAGAAGGCGAGGAGGGCCCGACCCCGCACGGCAAGCUGACCGUGCGGCUGGUGGAGGUGACCCGACUGCAAUGGGCAGGCACCAGCGCCACUGUGCGCGCGGCGCUGGCUGUGGACUCGCACGGCUGGGUAUCUCUCCGCCGAGGCGUGCUAGUCCUAGACAUAGUGUUGCCAGCAGUGAGCGGGCCGCUGGGCCUCGUGUGUUGCCAGGGUGUGGGCGUGGUUCUGGUAGAUACUGUGGUGCCGAUGUCACCGGCCUACCGCGCUGACUUGCGCAGAGAUGACGUCGUGCUCGCCAUAGAUAAUAAACCUGUCAAUAAUGUUGCUCAGGUAGGCAAACUUCUUCGCUGCGUAGAGCGGCGCGCAGUGACAGUGCGCGUACGUCGCGGAGGCAAUACGAGCACGGCUCGACGGGAAGAAUUGACGGAGCCCAAGCGCAUGCGCGCCAACUUUUCCUUCCGACGUGUGUCGGAAGUUAUGGAGGGUGUAAGAAUGCAAGGAAUGCGGUCUGCCGUUUCUAAAACUAGUUUACAGGAUGCAGAAGGCUCCCCAGCAAAAUCCCCAGAACCAAAAGAGAUUGAGGAACCGAAACAGAAAGCCGAGCCCGUUCGACAGUUGUCGAAGAGUUCCGAAGCGCCAGGAAACUUCGGUCUUCGCAAGCGGCGAUGUUCCGUCGAGAACAAAUCUUCCGACAGUUCUGCCGGAAGCACGCCCCCUGCCUCUGGAGCAAGCACCCCUCUCAGACAAGCCAAUGCUACCAACAAAACCGUCAAACAUCCAGACAUACCUAUCAUAAGAACAGAUUCCUCAGAAUGCAGAGUGUCAGAAAAAGUCGAUACAGGCCCCGAAGAAGAAGAACAAUUAUUUGAAACAGGAGGCCCAAGACAAACAGAACACGUAGAAAUAUGCCAAAUGUUUUGGACUAAAAACGUGCAAAUAAAACCCAUAAUACCUUUCGACGAAGAAACAGAAUUCAAAUUGAAUGAGAAUCAUAAAUAUUUGAAUUUAAACGUGUGGGCCACGGUGCCGGGGGAGAAAGAGGAAGUUUUGUUAGGAUAUUUGAAUAUACCGCUCGCGGCGUUGCUGAGUGAAUGUCAGGACUCUACGGUCCCACAUCAUAUGAAGAGAUACCAGUUUCUACCACCUGAUGUUGAUAUUAAGUUUAGCAAAACCCACAAGCUAGCGUCACACGCGGGGUUUGAACCUUGCCUCUGCUUCGGCGACGCGCUAGUAUGGUGGGAAUGGGAGGGAGCCGGCAACGCUAGGAGUAUACCGCGAGCGCCUUCCAAGGACAGGGACACCCCUCCGCGGCCUAAACCUAUCAGAGCGGCCCAUGACUUUGUGCGCACACACUUCCAUAGGUCGACGCAAUGCGAUUUUUGUAAUAAGAAGAUUUGGCUGAAAGAUGCAAUGCAGUGCCGCAGCUGCGGAUUGUGCUGUCAUAAGAAAUGCGUCACCAAAUGCCAGGAGUCUUCGCCGUGCGUGUCCAAACAGGACCGAGAUUCAUCAGCAGGCAGCGGAAUGCAGCCACCAGAGCUGAUCAUGACCGAGGCAGACUCCAUCGCCGACCCUGACUCCGACGAGGAGGCCUCAGAGAGGAAGGACUCUCUUGACGUGCACGAAGAAGGCGGGGGCACUAUGAGUGCCCUGGUGGCCGGGCUCCGCCGCGCGGGGUCCGCGCACUCGCUGACGGCUCCGAAGACAUGUGCCUCUUCGCGAUCCCUCCCGCCCUCUCCGAGUCACACCCCCAGGAAGCAGUCGCUGGAGCAAGGGAACCCGUUCGCGGGCUGCGGCGCCACGUGGCUGCAGCGUGGUGGCGUGAGUGCCAUGUUGACGCCGGCACUGCGCAGCGCGCUACCCCCGGACGCGCUGCUCGCGGCCGCAAGGGACUCUGCGCCUGAGCUGGCUGCUAAGCUGUCUCCCACGCAGAUACAUGAGAUGUUGCAAGCAGUACGUGAAGAGUUGUCAGCGGCGGACGGGGGCCCCGGCGGCGAUGACGCGGGCGAAGGCCGCGCCUGCGCACUCACCGCGCUCAUGCUGCACUGUUGCGCCGCCGCACAACUCGCGCAGCACCCCACUUGAUUAUUAUAAUAAAUUAUUGUUGUUUGUCUA